Messenger RNA from Liolophura sinensis, 1334 nucleotides. Its product is annotated as procathepsin L-like. NCBI's taxonomy places the organism in Eukaryota, Metazoa, Mollusca, Polyplacophora, Chitonida, Chitonidae. The transcript has 8 exons. Bases 104 to 1093 code for a protein of 329 amino acids. The record is from RefSeq and is a predicted model, not a curated record. Gene Ontology annotation, biological process: proteolysis. Gene Ontology annotation, molecular function: cysteine-type peptidase activity.
UAGCGAUUCGGACGUCACGCGACAAGCGAUAACGGGUUAUUGUCUCUAUAUAAGUGUAUCCAGUCCAGUCAUCUUCCUCGACUAGAUCUCCAUCUCUGUCAAGAUGUUGCGUGUUGCCGUUGUUGUUGCCCUCCUCGCUCUGGCCACCGCCGCUCCGUUUGCCACGGAACUGGAUGGAGAAUGGCAGAUGUUCAAGGCAACCUACAAGAAGGUCUACAAACCAGAGGAGGAGGCAAAGAGGAGAGCGAUCUGGGAGGAUAAUGUGAAAUUCAUCCAGGUUCACAACCUCCAGGCUGAUCGUGGGGUACACACCUUUACAGUGGGGAUGAACGAGUACGGGGACAUGUCCGUGGAGGAAUUCGUGCAAGUUAUGAACGGUUACAAGAUGACAAACACUACCAGGACCGGUAGUGCCUUUAUCCCUCCCAGCAACAUUGCACUCCCCACCAGCGUUGACUGGAGGACACAGGGUUACGUUACACCAGUGAAGAACCAGCGGCAAUGCGGCUCCUGUUGGGCGUUCUCCACGACCGGAUCCCUGGAAGGUCAACAUUUUAAGAAAACCGGAAGUCUAGUCUCACUCUCGGAGCAAAACUUAAUGGAUUGUUCCAAAAAAGAAGGUAACAUGGGAUGUAAUGGGGGAUUAAUGGACCAGGCUUUUGAAUACAUCAAGAAAAAUGGUGGGGUUGACACCGAGGCGUCCUAUCCAUACAAAGCUAAGAAUGAGCGCUGCCGUUUCAAGGCAGCUGAUGUUGGCGCGACGGACACUGGUUUCUCUGAUAUCAAAAGAGGCAGUGAAAGCGAAUUGCAAGCCGCCGUGGCUAGCGAGGGUCCAAUUUCCGUGGCCAUUGAUGCCGGGCACCAGUCCUUCCAGCUCUACCGUAGCGGAGUGUACUACGAGAGAAAGUGUAGCUCUUCACGUCUUGACCACGGUGUCUUGGCUGUUGGCUACGGGAGUGAGAGCGGUUCAGAUUACUGGCUGGUAAAGAACAGCUGGGGUGAACAAUGGGGCCAGCAAGGAUACGUCAUGAUGUCAAGAAACCGUAAGAACAACUGCGGGAUCGCCACGCAGGCAAGCUUCCCGCUUGUUUAAGUCCACCGAAACACAACCAAAAACUCGGCGUUGUUUACAUCUAUUCAUCCUGCAGCAAGCCUUACCAACCUGACGGAGCCUCACAAGCUCCACCAUAUGGUGACGUCGAGAAUAACUGGCAGACAACUCGUGCAUGAGCUAAUUAUGUCUGAUAAGUCAUGAUCUGGAAUGCAUCGAUAAGAAUACGCAAAUAGGCGAAUUUAAUUCGUUGCGUUUUAAUAAAGUAAAGGGAUUAAAACUA